GGUUUGUAUUUGUGUUUAGUCAAAAUGCCGCUGCCAUAAAUGUAGCAAUAACUGUAGUGGAGCUGGGCAGAGACCCUGCAGUCACAGCUUGAGUGCACUGCACCAUCACCUGUGCAAUAAAGGUCCAGAUCUCUUGGCAGAUGAUGUAGGUUAGUGCGCCACAUCUCGAUCAGACGGACGGUGCCGUUGCGUCAAUGCUGUGUAAUACUCUGCAGUCAAACUAUUUUUACUGAAUAUGUGUGCAACAAAAGUUCAACAUUCACUUUUUGCUACUAUUUUUGUCAAGUCUAUGCAUACAAUUGAUGCAUAUUGUUGCAACAUUGGAAAUUAAUGUACUUCUGGUCCAAAACGCAAUGAUGCUGGUCUGAUCGAGGCUAGUCUAUUACUUUGCAGUACAUUUUAAAACGAUAGUCUUCCGUUGGAUAUGCCUUUGCAUGAACCUUCAUGCAAUUAAAUUCGAUGCAUGCAUUCUGCUGCGACUCCAACGACUGGCCACUCGUGGCAUCCCUCUUGCGUCCGUUUUAUGAGUCUUGGCGGAAGAGCCUGGCGUGGGCGCACAGCACUGUGCUGCAUGCAGGGAGAUUAAGCAUAUCAUCUAUCGGAAUUAAAACAGUGCUACUGCCGGAUUCACAUAAGUGGAAUGUAACCAGAUUUUUAACAACAAUAUUUUACCCAUGCAUUUUAAGCAUAUUGGUGGCAAUUUCAAAAGGACAAUCUGAUUGGUGGAGACGUCAAGAUGGGGAAAGUCCUUAGCUGUUCAUUAUGGGAUUUUGGGGGAUCCAAUGGCCGACAGGAGACGUCUUCUCUCUGAGUGGAUACAGGCAGUAGGGUAUGAUACCAGCUCUCUUUUACUGUAAUGGAUGCCAGACAUGUUUUUUUUCUGUUGCAUAACAAAUUCAAGUUGUUUAGAAAGUGUUAAAUCAGAUUUCAUGUGAUACUGUAAGCUGCCAUUUACUGUAGCUGAAUAUAACCGAAUCAUGGCAGUGUUCAAUUCAUCCAGCAAUUAGGCUAUAUUGUAAUUACUUCGCCACCAUGGCCUAUUUAUUGCCUUAACUUACCUCAUUUGCACUCACUGUAUAUAGACUUUUUUUGUUUUCUUUUGUUCUACUGUAUUAUUGACUGUAUGUUUUGUUUAUUCCAUGUGUAACUCUGUGUUGUUGUGUGUCGAAUUGCUACGCUUUAUCUUGGCCAGGUCGCAGUUGCAAAUGAGAACUUGUUCUCAACUAGCCUACCUGGUUAAAUAAAGGUGAAAUAAAUAAGUAAAUCAAAUAAAAUAAUCUUGUCACCUCAGAUAUGGUCACAUACUGUUGGACUUUUGCUUCGCCGCCCAAGCAGGUGGUGACCGCAGCACAUCUCCUGUUUGUCCUUAUGUGCUGUGACAGUUUUUAGGAUGCGUUCCUUAAGGAAAACAGUGUUGUUGGCCAUUGUGGCGUCGGUGCUGUUGGUGGUGGCCCUCCUCCAUUCCUGGCCCACCCGGGCCUACACCACCGUGGAUGUCUGGCAGAGACCAGGGCCUGCAGUAGAGAGGCACCUGGAGGAGAGGUUCCCAGAACCAGACCACAGAUCUGCCAACAUCCCCUAUCGCGUGAAGGAGAGUGUUGCAGGUCUGUUGGCACGUAACGGGUGUGUGUGUGAAGGUGAGACUGGGGGCAUGAACCUGCCCUUUGCCCAGCUGCUGUUCCCCCGGGUGUCGGCACACCCCAUGCACACUGCAUUUGAGGCCUCUGAGCUGGACGAGAUGAAGAAACGAAGGGCCAAGGAGUACCAGGGCUUCCAGAUGAGGUCUCAGACUCCUGCAGAUAUGCUCAUCGUGGCCGAGGCCAACAAUCCUCUGCAGUACCCAACACAGGGGAUGGAAGUACGGCCGCUCAAAACCAUCCUCAUCCCAGGACUUGCAGUACAAGACCAUCCCAGAGAGCUGUACACAGUCAACUUCACCUCCACCCUGGGAACGUUAAACGUGGCAGCGGAGGUUGAGGGGGUAAAGGUCAAAGGUGAUGGGGAGAUGCGCAUGACCCUGACCAGCAGCCUGCUGUCCAAUCUGAACCGGCAGCUACAGUUUGUCACCUACACCAACACACUGUUCCACCCUAGUACAGCAGACACAGUGCAGUUUGAGACAGAGGGUCACCAAGCCAUGUUUACUAUCAAGGUCCGUCAUGGUGUAACUCCAAAACUCUACAACACGGGACCCAAAGGGGAAUACAACAUCAGUGCCCUUGUUACCAUAGCAACCAAAACCUUCCUGCGCUAUGACAAGCUCCAAGAUCUCAUCGACAGUGUGCGAAAAUACUAUUCCACUGUCACCAUAGUAAUCGCUGAUGACAGUGAAAACCCAAAGACAGUCUCUGGCCCCUACAUCGAACAUUACAUCAUGCCAUUUGGAAAGGGCUGGUUUGCAGGACGGAACCUAGCCGUUUCCCAGGUGACUACCAAGUAUGUGCUGUGGGUGGACGAUGACUUCAUCUUCACGGCCAACACCAAGCUGGAGAAACUUGUGGACGUCCUGGAGAGGACUACCCUGGACCUGGUGGGUGGUGCAGUGCGGGAGGCCACUGGCUACACUGCCACCUACAGGCAGACCAUCUCCAUUGAGCCAGGGGAGGAGGAGGGUGACUGCUUGCAUAUGCGGAGGGGCUUCCACCACAUCAUCCAGGGCUUUCCAAACUGCGUAGUCACGGACGGGGUCAUCAACUUCUUCCUGGCCCGCACAGACAAGGUCCAGCAAGUGGGCUUUGACCCCCGUCUGGCCAGAGUGGCCCACCUGGAGUUUUUCAUCGAUGGCCUCGGCUCGCUUCACGUGGGAUCCUGUGAUGAUGUCAUCGUCAACCACGCCACCAAGAUCAAGCUUCCCUGGGUCAGCCAAUCAGAGAGUGACAAGACGUAUGCCAAGUUCCGUUACCCACCAGCCUCCUCGGACGCCACACACACCAAAAACGGCCUCCUCUAUUUCAAGAACCGCUUCCAGUGUUUGACUCACAAUUAAAUUCCCUGUUUUGUUAACCUGUCGUUUCUCCUCUCGUUCAAGAUUCAUGCUCUUUCUGAGUUGCCAAAGAAGCUCUCACCCAAUGUGUCCAAUCGGAUAAGAUUUUAGACAACCACAUUACACACAUCCCCUUGAAAAUCGACCUUGCUUGUUUCACUCUAGAGGGAUUGUCAUUCAAACAGAGCAAAACUGUCAUUUCUAUUAACUUAAUCAUAAUUUCUCUUCAGUUGUGUACUCUUGAUUGUAAACUCAAGUUUGAGAUAAUUUUAAGGGAUAUAUGUGUGUUUUGUGCCUCAAAUCUUAUCUGACAAGUCGCCACCGAGUCCUUUUGUUGAGGAAAGAGAUCAAAGACAUGCUGAAUUAGCCUUACGCCCUCACAGGACUAAAUGAGGUGAACGAGUUUCCAUACUGUUAUGAAGCGAUCAGAGGUAUGUGUACUCUGUCCUUCCCUUUGCACUAUACAGUUUGAGCUGGACUGAACUCUAUGGGUCAGACAAAUGAGGAUUGUGGGGACCAUGGGGGACUGAGGAUGAGGAUUGACAGUCAUUCAGUAGAGAGGACACUUCUCAGCAUGUGACAACCCCUUCAGAGACACAACGCAUGGGUGCUCCCUUUCCAACCCCGGACAAUGAACACAUUCAAGACUCUAAAUGUGUGGCUAAUUCUCCAUGGGUGUCUGUGCCAAUGGUUUCCCAGGUGGUUUGGUGUUGAAUGAUAAUUUUGUUUGAAACCUCUGUGUCGCCCUUGACUGGCCCAUGCUUGAGGAGAAUGAUGCUCAUCCAUCUGGUCUGGGAUCUAACCCAGGAAUAAUAUCCCUGUUUCACCUGGUCUAGUGCAUUCUGUCUAUCUAGGGUCGAUCCCACUCUGUUUUAUACUCCAAGCAUCAUAAUAAGGAAUGCUUCUGUCCAUGCACGCAUUUGAAUGGGAGGUGAGAUUAAUUGCAUUUUCAUAUGCUACCUCGAACAGAAGGGUUAGUUUGAACAAAGUGCAUGUCUCUCUAUUUCUUUAUCAAUUCUACAUGGAAAUAAACACACACUAACAGAAUAAUGGCACAGUUUGAGUUUAGAGAGUUGAAACGCUGUAAGAAUGAGUAGAACACUAAAGGAAAUGGUUGGGGAGACACAAUGUUAGGAUGACACAUUAUAGAGAGAUGAUAUGAAUGAUAAAGCAAGGGUCACAGUCACACCGAAGUACCAAGGCAGCAAAACAUUUUAUACUUACAGUUCCUCUGCCAUGCAACCUGACAGCAGGAUCACAUAAUGUUAUUGUGUGUCAUGACCACUAGAUGGCACCCUUGCAUCAGAAUAGUGCUUUUUAAAAUCAAACUACAAAUAGUUUUUUGUCAUUUGUUAUGAAAUGCCCCAAGGUGCCAGUGAUACAUUAGAUCACUUUUUAUUUUGUCCUUUUUGAAUAGAGGAAUAUUUUAAAACAGAUACAAUUUUGGGUGAUGCCAGAUUUAAAUUUGUCUUUCCUGAAAGGGGAUAUUUAACACUAAGUGAGAUCUCAGUUCAAUUGAACCCUGACUGCAGUAGCCUAUUUACACAGCACUGUAGCUCCUCUUCCAUGGGAAUCUAUGACUAAUACCACCUAGACUCCCCAAGCAGAUGCUUCCUGUUUUCAGAAUGAGAAGUGUUCUGCAUGUGAGUAGGGGCAGUAGUUUGUCAACAAAGACACUGCUUAAUGACAGGUUUGAUUGAAUUCCACACUCUCUGAAGUUAAGUAGUUGAAGGGAUUUGGACAGUGAUUUCCAUUGUUCAACUGAUGAUGAUGAUGAUGAUGAUGGCGGUUGUAUUUUUUCUGCUUGCUUCACCUUAGAACCACGGGUCUGAGUCUUUCCAACCUGACAACUAUCAUCACGACAACCUUCUGCAUUAUCAGACUGUUUUCAUUUAAACAUGAUUAUAAAGUCUCUGAUAAAAAAUA
Molecule: messenger RNA, 4909 nt
Organism: Salmo salar (Atlantic salmon)
Lineage: Eukaryota; Metazoa; Chordata; Actinopteri; Salmoniformes; Salmonidae
Source: RefSeq, a predicted model, not a curated record